Penicillium odoratum is the source of this 684-nucleotide messenger RNA. RefSeq lists its product as uncharacterized. The record is from RefSeq and is a predicted model, not a curated record. Lineage: Eukaryota; Fungi; Ascomycota; Eurotiomycetes; Eurotiales; Aspergillaceae. Bases 1 to 684 code for a protein of 227 amino acids. The transcript is spliced from 2 exons.
AUGGCACCCAUUCGCCGUUACCUACGCAUCAGCAAAUAUUCCGUGCUUGAAUGCCGUAUUUAUCUGGAAAACCCAUCUGACAAUCGCUGGCUGCUCAACCCUCGCGAUCCCGUUCUACCUCGCGUCUUCGAUGUGAUCCGACCGUUGGUGUUGCCGAAGCUGCGCGAAGAGAACGAGCGACGAUUUCUUCGAAAGAAGAGUAAAGUCACCAAGGAUGUCAUCGUUGAAGAUGAUUUCGAAGUAGGUAUCUUCCUCCGCGAAUCGCGCACCCGCCACUCCCUCUUGACGCGGCAUAAAACGUUCGACCAGCCAGAGAAAACGGAAGAAAGCGACUCCAAGGCACUCGGUGUUGCCGAUCCUGCAGACGUACAGGUCAUCGACAGUGAUAGCGAUUCCGAGAUUGACUUGCGCGACAUUCCUGAAGUGACCGAUGUUGACAAUACAGACAACCAGCCAUCGCGGAAAAGAAAGAGAAAGGCUUCAUUGGAUGUGAAAGAUGAAGAUACAGAUGAGAAAAAGUUGGGGUUCAGCACACACUAUGAAAGCUUCAAUAUCUCGGGCUGGGUGCUAUGUCUGCUCAUUUCACGCAAGGCGGGCCAGACAAGACCGGUUGCAACCUCUGAGCCAACACAACCCUUGAUGGAGCAAUGGAUUUCGACACAAGCACAAGCCGGCGAGGAUUGA